Molecule: messenger RNA, 552 nt
Organism: Penicillium verrucosum
Lineage: Eukaryota; Fungi; Ascomycota; Eurotiomycetes; Eurotiales; Aspergillaceae
Product: cytochrome c oxidase assembly factor 1 family protein
Exons: 2
Coding region: 1-552 (183 amino acids)
Biological process (GO): mitochondrial respiratory chain complex IV assembly
Cellular component (GO): mitochondrial inner membrane
Source: RefSeq, a predicted model, not a curated record
AUGGUCUUCUCCCGAGUCUUCACGCGACGCCUCGCGCUCACCCGGCAAUCCGGCCGACCCAACAUCGCCAACCGACGCACAAUGAUAGCAGCGCCAGGCCCGAACACAGGACCACUACUUGAACGCCGUGCGGACCGCGAGCUACCGAACCCGAACCCAACGCGCAAAUGGCUCCUCACGCUCCCGAUCUUCAUUAUCGCGACGGGAGCAGGCAUGCUUGGAAUCUUCAAUUACCAGAAGUCGUCGUCGAGUAUCGUGAAUAGCACGCUGUAUGCGCUGCGGACGUCGCCGCGGGCUCGUGAGAUCUUAGGUGAUGAGAUCUACUUCGCGCAGCAGAUUCCUUGGAUUAGUGGGGAGAUGAAUCAAUUGCAUGGUCGGAUUAAUAUCUCGUUCUGGGUUAAGGGGACUAAGGCCCAGGGCAAGAUGAGGUUCCACAGUAUUCGGCCGGAUCGUAUGAGCUAUUUCCGUACUGAGGAAUGGAGUCUCGAGACCGAGGAUGGAACGGUAGUUCAAUUGCUCGACAAGGAUACCGAUCCUUUCCGGAAGAAUUGA